UGCAGUGAUUUUUUGUCAAGCCUCCAGCCGAAAAAAGUCUGGUUUUGAUUUCCAGUCUUGCCUGCUGGCGCUCUAUUUUCCCGGGGCAAGUUGAAAAUUCACUCCUUGCUGUUAGAAUCUGUUGGCCUUCUACCCAGAAGUAGUUGCAGUACUCGUAAGUCUUUGCUGGCGAACUCAGUGAUUUCCAGUCGUGAGGAUGCCGUUUUUCGGAAAGAAAAAGACCAAGACUUCGGUCAGCAAGGCGGACCAAGCCGAGGAUGCUCAGGCCGCAACUACCGCCGCCGCCGCUUCAGAGGCUCCCAAGUCGGUCGAGGAGCCGACCAAGGUAGCGGAAGCGGAGGAGAAGAAACCGAAAGCCACUGAGCCCGCGCCUCAGGCACAGAAGGAGCAGCAGGCCCCCGCCGCCGGCGGUGCAGCCAUGGGUCCUCCGCCGAAAGAUUUGGCUUUCCCAGUUCAACUGGCGCAUGGCAGUGGCACGAAGAAGGUAAACGACUUCGCCACGGUCAAGCAGCUUUACACGCGGAUUGCACAGGAAUUCUCGAUUGAACAGAAGGACUUGUUCUUUUGCACGCUAGGUACAGAUCGCGUGGACACCGACAGGCUCCUCGGCGGGCAGAUCGGCCUGAAUGACGUCAUCUUCGUGCAUGUGCGAGGCGAGGAGAAACACGUGACCGUUCAUAAACGCGAGGCAGCGCUGGGACUGACAAUUACCGACAAUGGUGCUGGAUGUGCUUUCAUCAAGAGAAUCAAGGAUGGAAGUAUCUCAUCAGAGGUGGCUGAGAUCUGCGUUGGUGACCACAUAGCCGAAGUCAACGGCCGUGAAUUGUUCGGAGUGCGUCACAUCGAGGUGGCCAAGCUGCUCAAGGACAUGCCAGUCGGUGAAGAUUUCACGCUCAAGCUCUACUCGCCGAUGAAGACCCCGUUCAAUGGCAUUGCACCUCGUAAUACCAAGAACACGCUGUCAACGUCGAACACCGAGCUGGGAACCGGCAAACAGACGCUGCGACUCAAAGCAACCGGUCAAGCCACUGUGCAGACCGUCGAUGAAACGAGUUGGACAGUGAAGGCUGCGGAGGCAGUGGAUGACUGCCUUGAGAGUUUCAUGGGCAUUCGCGACAAUGAGCUCGCCGAAACUGCAGUCGAUGCUGCCAAGGCAUCCAGUGGUCUGGAAGAGUUCCGCUCCAAGAUCGACGAAGACCUGGAAGUGUUUGGGUUCCCGGAGUCGUUCGUCGAGGAAAUGUGGUCGAGUAUUCAGAAAAUCAAGGAGGAGGCCACCAAGUGAGCCCAGUUCUGCCCCGGCUGUUAUUCAUGGCAUCUCCUGGCUCUGGCUCUGCUGCGCUGGCACGGGCAGGUCUGCCGGUGGCUCUGAGCGGCAUGCGCUGCGCUCAGAGCGCGUGCUUUUAGUCGCUCUGUGUGAGUGUGUGUGUGUGUGCGUGUUGCCCUGUGCGUCUGCAUGUGUGCUGGAGAUAGCUUAGUGUCCUCGUAUCAUACUUGUCUGGUAACUACUGGUAACUUCCGGAUUGCUAGCUCGCGGGGGUGUAUUGCGACUGCGAGCACAGCUGUUGUCCUGACCAUCUGCAAGCUGAGCUGGCGUCGCCGAUUUUGGCGUCCCGCUUUCUGGUGGCACAUCUCGAGUGAGCGCUUGGCCAGCUGUUUACUCUCGCUAUCGUCUGCAGACGGCGUGGCUGGCUAGUCAUCUCUCUCUCUCUCUCUCUCUCUCUCUCUCUCUCUCUCUCUCUCUCUCUCUCUCUCUCUCUCUCUCUCUCUCUCC
Messenger RNA from Sycon ciliatum, 1771 nucleotides. RefSeq names its product PDZ domain-containing protein GIPC3-like. Bases 197 to 1282 code for a protein of 361 amino acids. Gene Ontology annotation, molecular function: protein binding. NCBI's taxonomy places the organism in Eukaryota, Metazoa, Porifera, Calcarea, Leucosolenida, Sycettidae. The record is from RefSeq and is a predicted model, not a curated record. The transcript is spliced from 7 exons.